Lutzomyia longipalpis is the source of this 3972-nucleotide messenger RNA. RefSeq names its product integrin beta-PS (gene mys). Lineage: Eukaryota; Metazoa; Arthropoda; Insecta; Diptera; Psychodidae. Gene Ontology annotation, molecular function: integrin binding. Bases 216 to 2801 code for a protein of 861 amino acids. Gene Ontology annotation, cellular component: focal adhesion; cell surface; integrin complex. The record is from RefSeq and is a predicted model, not a curated record. The transcript is spliced from 8 exons. Gene Ontology annotation, biological process: cell adhesion mediated by integrin; integrin-mediated signaling pathway; cell-matrix adhesion.
AUCGCUCAGUCUGUCGAAGAGUGCCGAACAGUAUGGCCGCUAAGAAAUCGCAGUGUUUUUCCUCCCACUGAAGAAGUCAUCCUCGUAACAAGAAAAAAUACCCAAAAAGUGCCAUUUUUGCGUGAAAAUCGCCCCAAUUUGCCGUGUGUGUGGUGCAGAAGGAUUGCAUCGGUGUGGGAUUGUGCAAGAAAUCACGUAAAUUCGAAACUGCCAAAAUGACCUCAAAAAUCGACAUAGGACGAUAUGUGGUGUCCCCAAUGGGGAUCUACUGUUUCCUGCUUGCUGUUGCAGUGGCAAAUGGGCAGCUGGCAGAGAAGCUAACAUCACAGAAUCCGUGUGUUAGCAAAACAACAUGCCAUGAAUGCAUCCAAACCAAGAGUUGUGCAUGGUGCCUGCAACCUCAGGCGGAAUAUGGGGAUCUUCCGCGAUGUUUCCAGCCAAGCUAUGGUGUUGGGGACUCACGCUGCCCCGAGGAGUAUACGUACAAUCCCGACAAUGAGAUGAUCCCCCUGCUGAAUAUGGAGCUAACGAGGAGAGUAAGUGGAGCAGCUGCAGAAGGUGGUGGUGGAGCUGCAGCUAGUGGGUACAGUGCCAGUGGUUACAGUGCAAGUGGGAGCUCCUAUUCUUCCAUGUCGUCUUCUUCAUCACACUACGGAAGUUCUAGUUCCAGUAGUGGGAGUACCUACGGGUUUGGAGCAGCCUCCGGGGGAAUUGUUCAAAUUAGCCCACAGAGAGUGAAGCUAAAGUUGCGAAUAAACGAAGAAUAUCACCUCAAUAUGAGAUACUCUCAGGCCGAAGACUACCCAAUUGAUCUCUACUACCUCAUGGACUUGUCCAAAUCAAUGGAAGAUGACAAACACAGUCUCUCGUAUCUUGGAAACUCCCUCUCGGAGACAAUGAGGAAUAUCACAUCGAAUUUCCGCCUUGGAUUUGGAUCGUUUGUUGAUAAAGUUCUCAUGCCGUAUGUUUCAACGGUACCCAAGAAAUUGGAGCAUCCAUGUGACGGAUGUGAAGCACCGUAUGGUUUUAAAAAUCACAUGGCACUCAGUAUGGAUACAAUGAAUUUUUCCAAAGAAGUAUCGGAAGCGAGUGUUUCGGGUAAUUUAGACGCUCCUGAGGGUGGAUUUGAUGCCAUUAUGCAAGCCAUUGCGUGCAGGGAUGAAGUUGGUUGGCGUGAACAUGCACGACGAUUGCUCGUCUUCUCCACUGAUGCUGGAUUCCACUAUGCUGGCGAUGGGAAACUCGGUGGGGUUAUUACGCCAAAUGAUGGGGAAUGCCAUUUGGAUAAAAAUGGUCACUACACGCACUCGAAAAUUCAAGAUUAUCCCAGCAUUUCGCAGAUUAAUCUCAAAGUCAAGCAAAAUGCGAUUAAUGUUAUUUUUGCCGUGACAAAGCAACAAAUUGAGGUGUACAAGAAGCUUUCGGAGCACAUUGAGGGAUCAUCAGCUGCGGAGCUUUCAUCUAAUUCCUCCAAUGUUGUUCAAUUGGUCGAAGAGGAGUACAAUAAAAUUUCAUCGUCAGUUGUGAUGAAGGACAAUGCUACGAGUGCCGUAAAGAUCACCUACUACUCCUCAUGCCUUGAGGGUGGAAAAAUGGUGCAGACCAAUAAAUGUGAUGGACUCAAAGUUGGUGAUAUGGUGGAGUUCCGUGCCAAUAUUCUUGUGCAAACUUGCCCACAAAAUCCCCGGGAUUGGUUCCAAACAUUCCAGAUUUAUCCAGUUGGCAUCAAUGAGAGCUUAAUUGUUGACCUCCAAAUGCUCUGCGAUUGCGAAUGUGAACAUCCUGAUCAUCGUGGCUAUGUCUCAAAUGCAGCUGAAUGCAACUACCACGGUACCCUCAAGUGUGGCAUUUGCGAAUGCUACGAUCAGUAUUUCGGAAGGAAUUGCGAAUGUGGUAUGCUGGAUAUUCACAGUGAGAUCGAGAGAGAUCGUGCCUGUCGUCCGGAUAAUACAACAAUUGAUUGCAGUGGCCGUGGGGCGUGCGUCUGUGGGGUGUGUGAGUGCGAGAAGCGUCCAAAUCCGGAGGAAGUGAUCUCAGGAACGUACUGUGAGUGUGACAACUUCUCCUGCGAUCGUCACAAUGGGCUCCUUUGCUCAGGCCCGGAUCAUGGUGUUUGCCAAUGUGGGGUGUGUCACUGCUUGGAGGGAUGGACGGGAACAGCAUGCGAUUGCAGGGCAUCCAAUGAUACCUGCAUCAAUCCACAUGAUGGGGAAAUUUGCUCCGGGAACGGGGAGUGCGUAUGUGGUACGUGCAAUUGCAAAAUAACCGACGAAGGACGAUAUUCUGGGCGGUACUGCGAGAAGUGCCCCACAUGCUCGGGGCGUUGUCACGAAUUCAAGGAUUGCGUGCAGUGUCAGGUGUACCAAACGGGACCAAUGGGUGAUGAUAAGGAUCUCUGCAUGCAAAAUUGCACACUCUUCACGCCAAUCACGGAGGAAGUUGUCACAGCGGAUGAGACAAAGGAUGAAGUGUUGUGUACGUUCUACGAUGAGGAUGACUGUCGCUUCCAGUUUGUCUAUACAGAUCGCGAUGAUGACAAGGUUGUCGUGAGGGCGCAAGAAGAGCGCGAAUGUCCACCAAAAGUGUUCAUGUUGGGUGUUGUUUUGGGAGUCAUAGCGGCCAUUGUGCUUAUUGGGCUCGCCAUCCUUUUGCUGUGGAAGCUCCUUACAACGAUAAAUGAUCGUCGGGAGUUUGCGAGAUUCGAGAAAGAGCGGAUGAUGGCUAAAUGGGAUACGGGCGAGAAUCCUAUUUACAAACAAGCAACGUCCACCUUCAAGAAUCCAACGUAUGCUGGAAAAUAAAAGCCACAAAGUCAACCUUAAUAAAAAAAAGUGGAGCAAUUUAAAACAAAAAAAAAGUCACAAUGAUGGAGUGAAAAAAUAUUUUAUUUUGGAAAGUAAUUUACCAAAGGAUGUUGUUUCUGUUGUAUAGGAAGAAGAAAAAUGUUUAAGUGCUCUUUUUUUUUAAUCUUUAACAAGUAACUCAAUGUGCCGAAAAUCAAAAAGAAAAAAAAAGUACUUUAGGGGGGAAGAAAACAAGCGAAAAAAGCUUCCAGAUUUUCUUUAAAAAAUCAAAUUUUCUCUUCUCUUUGGAGUUUACUCCAGGAAAAAGAAAAGGAUAAAUCAAGUGCUUAAAAAUCGAAUAAGGAAACGACAAAGAAAAUGUGCCUAAUUUUUUCUCAUUUUUUUUAAAUUCUAUUUUACGUGUGUGUGUACUUAUAAAAACAAAACAAAAAAUUCUAAUAAAUAAUAAAUAUGGGGCCUUUCGAAGUUUUGUCACAUUUUUAUAUACACAUUGUGCACCAAAAGUCAUUCAUACAAUAUAUUGCCUUAAUCACAGGCUCGAGAUUUUCUUCUUUUCUUCUUGGAAAAGAUAUUUUUUUUCAUUAACAAAAACGCACUAAAAGAAACUUAAGGCAAAACUUUUACCUUUUACCGUAAAAUGUCUUUUUCAAACACUUUUUCCAGCGAAAUAAAAAUAAUUUAUUUACAUUGCGCGUAAUGAGAAAAAAGAAAUUAAUUAAAUUAAAAUGAAAUACUUAUAUCGAUAGCAAUAACUAGAGAAUAACAAGUGCAUUAAUUAAUAUUAUGUAAUAUUUAAUUAAAAAAAGAAAAGAAAAGAAAAAGAUAUAGAUGAUAGAAGUAUUUUAGAUAUGUGUCUAGAAAUGUUUCAAAUGAGAAUUUAUUAAUGUAUUUUUUAAAUUUUUUUUGUAACUGAUAUUUUUGGUUCUGACAGUAAUAUUUUUUUUUCGUUUUUAGUAAUGUGAAACUGUAGAAAAAAAAAUGAGAAAAAAAAGAAUUUAGAAUAUUUCUUAAAACGGAAUAACAAACUAAUUUUAAUAGACUGUUAAGUUCACUAAAGAAAUUGUAUAAAAAAAAAUCGAUUAAUCGUGUUCUUUCGAUUCAUAUUUUUUAGCUCUAUUUUGCGAAAGUAAAUUUACAAAAAAUAAAAAAUGUAAUAUUACGAUGAAAA